CAUGACAGCCGCAGAGAGAAACUUCGACUCAGCGAGCUUAGCGAGUUAUUAUAUAUGUUUUCAUACGUUUAAUUUUUUACAAAUUGGGCUACUUUACAUGUAUUUUAGAGACAUUUGGCUAUUGUGACAUUGGUUUGGACUGAAAAAGUUUAGCGAGAAAGUGAUAAAAAGGGGCAAAAAGACACAAAGGCUAGCGAACAGGUCCAGCUUUGUUAAGCCCAGAGAAGUUUUCCAGCCAGCUGUUGUACUUUAUUCGACACAGUCCGGGCUGAAAUAUUUACCAUACACUUUAAUAGGCAAGUAAAGUCGAUAAGAAAAGUUUCAGUUCAUUUUGGAAACCUUGUUUUGUUCGCUGCCAGGCUAGUGCUCUAUAGUAACCGUUACCUGGUCACUACGGGACGGUAGAGACGAUGCUUAGCAACGGUGGUGGCGAGCGCGGCGUACCCGGCCUCCCACCUCUGAGAGCGGCCGGGCCGGUAGAGCUGCGCAGGAGGAGCCGGCCGGAGCCGAGAAACGGAGCUCCAGCUGAGAAGACCACAGUGAGGGUGCGACACCAGACCCAGACAGAGAUCCGACGAACGACCUCUUUAGACACGAUUUUGGGACCAUACCUGCAAGGCCAGUGGCCCAGAGAAGGGGAAAGACGGGGGCAAAGUGGACACCACCAAAAAGAUGAGUUCACACAGACUUCAAAUUGGCUGGAUGAAGACGAGCUAAGCGAUGCUGGAGGUCACAAACGCUCUGCGUCAUGGGGAAAUGGAGACCGUUUACGAGAUAUUGCCAAACUGAAGCAGCAGUUGCAACACAGGCCCAAACCGAGAGUCUAUGGGGGCAUCCAUGAAAGACUCCACCACCCUACUUGGACAUAUACCCAGUCCCAGCCUGUGCCCAUCCCGCUGACAUCUUUGACUCAUCUGCCCUCUCCUAUGCGGCAGAGUGAGGAGAGACUGGACCAAGAACUAGAGAGAGCCUUCAGACGUCAGUCGCCCAGUCAGCACAGCAAGCUGCUAGAAAUCCCUGAUGGCCGCAGAGCUCCUGUUCCCUCUCUUAGCUCCUGCAGCAGCUCUCAGAGCGAGCCUUCCUCCAUCACACCACACCCCUCCACAUCCUCAUCCUCUUCUCCCUGUGCCUCUCCACAGUGCCUAUCAGAUCUGGACACUGAUUUGUCUGGCAGCGUUCUUCCAUCUUGCCCUUCGCCUCUGCUGAGUGGUGACGCUGAUGCCUCUGUCCUCCUGUCCUCCUCACCUCGUCCCAACAAGAGCUACUGUUUUCAGAGGGAGCCACCGGAGGGCUGUGAGAGAAUCAGAGUGUGUGAGGAGAACAUCUCACCAUAUAAGGACCAGCCCAAUCUCUCGUUCUGCCCUGAUCCUAACAAGGUGAACUUCACUCCCCAUGGAGGCUCUGCCUUCUGUCCUGUCAGUCUGCUGAAGCCCCUCCUACCCUCUGUGGACUUCCUGUUUCGGAGCCUGUCUGUGUCUCCGGGGUCCUGCUGGGUGGGACAGGGUGGAGCCUGCCAGCCCCCGAGUCCUGCGGUAACAAUGAGUGGGUACAUGGGCCCCCUAGAGCCAGCAACCACAGCAAUGUAAGAAUAAGUGAAGGAAAAGAGCAAACGUCUUUUCAUUCUCUCUUAAAAUGCUCCAAAGACUCUGAAACCCACCAGCAACCUUAUUUUUCCAGACUUUUUUUCUCUCAGUGGAUUAUAUGCGGAGAAGAAAGUUUUUUGGUUUUGUUUUGCUUUUUGAGAGAGAAGAAAUGUCUGAGGAGGAAAAGAAGAGAGGAAGAACUGAACCUGUUUUUUUUGUUUUUUGGGAGGGUGGUGGGGUGUUGACCAGUUGUCUGUAAAUGCUUGAUGGUCAACUUCUGAGCGUUCAACCCCUGACCAGACAGCAGCGGAAGCAGUUAAGCAGAGAUUACAGUGCAAAAGGAGGAUGACCGAUUUGUGUCUUACACCUUCAUACGUUUUGCCUGUUCACCUGCACAAGAGACAUUUUGUCUUACACUUUUAGGGAAUGGAUGGAAAGAUGAUGAUUUGACUUGUGCUUUAAGUGCAAUUGUAGCUGAAAUGAUCACCCUGAUAUGAAAGGCAAAGGGGGAAAGUUUGAUUACCAUCUUUUGGCCUUUUUUUAAUCUGCGACAUUGAGGAAAUGGAGUUUUGGGUUGUAGAUAAUCAGAAUGCCCGAACUGUGACCUCCUUGUCCUUUCAGAAAGACAGUUAGGCCUCUUUUGAUGAUUCUGUGCUGGAGAAAUGCUUGAAAUAUGCUGAAUGUAAGUUAUAAAUCACAUUUAUUUCGUGUAGUAUAGUUGUUAAGAAGUAAUUAGGUGAUUAUAAGGGAAUUGCAGAUGGUAGUUCAUUAUAAAUGGAUCUAGGAGCAGAAGUUUAAUAAUCAGAGAUGUUAGUUAUUUAUAUGAAAAGUUCUUGACCACUGAAUACCGUAUGCGUAUGAAGUUAAUAGAUGAGACUGAAUGUAGGUAGUUUUUCUGGAUUUUCGUUCGAGUUUGUUGUGAGAAGAUGCACGGACUGAAAUAGGUCAAUGGAAGAAAAACUCGUCUGACCUGUUGAACCUCCAUGGAGACCAUGCUUAUUUCUUUACUAUUAAUAUACAAAAUAUGGGAUUUAUUUUCUUUACAAGGUGAUUAAGAGUAGUUUUGGUCACCACAAAAGGCCACAUAAUGGUGUUUAUGCUUGAUGAAAGUGUUUGUGUCUUCACCACAGGAGUUCUGGAAGACCACUUAGAAAAGUGACCUUGUUUGUUUGAGGUACUGAACUUGUUAUUUCUCUGCUGGUUGCCUUGGAGAAACAAGGAUAUCUUCAUUUUCUAGUUUAAUGAUUGUUUGCACAGCAUACUUUGGUAUGCCGAUCCUAUUUUUAUACUCACUUGAACAUAUUUUUGUGUUUGUACUUGAACAUAGUUAUUACAGAGCAGCUAUGCUGGUUGUUGGAUUGUUAGCUGUUAGCCACAUAAGCUAUAUGAUGUGAGCGGUGAUGUAUCAUUCAAGUUCUCCACUUACUCAAGAAUCUUGCACUUGGGAGUUUUUGUGUGUUUUAGAAUGAAAUGCAAGUCGUCUCUAAGUUUUUAACUAGUUUUAUUGUAUGUUUUUAUUUCUUUUGUUUCUUCGAGGACUUGUGCGUCUGGCUGCUUGCAUUAUUGUAACUUGACGAAAGAUUUGUUCCAAGUCCAGAAACUUGCUUGCUAUAAAAAGAUAACAUUAUAU
This is a messenger RNA of Colossoma macropomum (tambaqui), 3213 nucleotides long. RefSeq names its product family with sequence similarity 117 member Ab (gene fam117ab). Bases 411 to 1586 code for a protein of 391 amino acids. NCBI's taxonomy places the organism in Eukaryota, Metazoa, Chordata, Actinopteri, Characiformes, Serrasalmidae. The transcript is spliced from 8 exons. The record is from RefSeq and is a predicted model, not a curated record.